ACCACUCUCCUUUCAUAAACCAUUAAACCCAUCCGCAACUUCUCUCUCUCUCCAUGGUAAUCUCUGCUCUCUGCUCGAACCUUCUCUGCACACGUGGAUCCCUCAAAUUCUCUCUCUCUCUCUCUCUCUCUGGCUAUUUACUUAAUGCCCCCAGAAACUUACUUAAUUUAAGCCGGUUUGGUGAUUAGUUGGUCUGGGCUAAGGGCCUGUUUUGUUUAGCUUCAAAACCUCCAUUCCAGCCCAAUUGAAAAAUAUCUCCUUCUCACGUAACUUACGUUGAAAAGCGAGUAAAUUCAGUCUGAGGAUUUACUUAAAGAGGCACUAAAUUAGCACUGGUUGCCAAGUUCCAAGAAGGUUCCUUAAUUCAUGGCUUUUGAGCACUACGUUUCCCAGGAAUGGAAAACCAUCCCAAACCCUGAGACAGAGACAGAAAAUUUGGAUGGUUGUUUUGAUUGCAACAUCUGCUUAGAUUUUGCACAUGAACCAGUCGUCACCCUCUGUGGCCACCUCUAUUGCUGGCCAUGCAUCUACAAGUGGCUCCAUGUCCAAAGUGCUUCUCUUGCACCUGAUGAGCACCCACAAUGCCCUGUCUGCAAGGAUGAUAUAUCUCAUACCACUAUGGUUCCUCUCUAUGGCCGGGGCCAGGGCCUUGCCCAUUGUGAUCGUGAUAGGAAAGCAUCCUAUAGAGACAUCUUUAUACCUCCAAGACCACCUGCAUUGGGUGCUCAAUCUUUGUUGCCAACAUCAUCUCAAAAUGGUCAGCAACUUCCAUAUCGCAAUCCUUAUCAGACUCAGCAUUUCGACCCUCCUUUAUACCAAGAAGAGGAUGACUCAUCAUCACAAAUGCUCAAUCUUGGGGCCACCAUCACACCAGGAUUCCCCCACCUUGUGGUUGGGAUGUUUGGGGAAAUGUUUUAUACCCGAGUCUUUGGGAACUCGGAAAAUUUCUACACCUACCCAAAUUCUUAUUACCUGGUAGGAAGUAAUAGCCCUAGGUUGAGGAGGCAAGAGAUGCAGGCAGACAAAUCAUUGAACAGAAUUUCAAUUUUUCUUUUCUGUUGCUUUCUUCUGUGUCUUGUCGUCUUCUGAGCACGAUUGAGAUUAUUCUCUAUUUCCCUUUUGUAUAAUUUGUAAAGAAGAAUGGGUGUAAGCUUAAGAACGGGAUAGAUUGAGGUAUUGUAUGUUAGGCUAAAAGAAUUUCUGUUCUUCAACAUUCAUUACACUGUAUUAGAGCUCCAUUUUGCGGCGAGUCACUCUAUGGGGAUGUUGUAUUGUACCUUAUUCUAUGACAUGCUGAAGUUUUAAAAAAUUCG
Abrus precatorius (Indian licorice) is the source of this 1313-nucleotide messenger RNA. Its product is annotated as E3 ubiquitin-protein ligase RMA1H1-like. The record is from RefSeq and is a predicted model, not a curated record. Gene Ontology annotation, molecular function: metal ion binding; ubiquitin-like protein conjugating enzyme binding; ubiquitin protein ligase activity. NCBI's taxonomy places the organism in Eukaryota, Viridiplantae, Streptophyta, Magnoliopsida, Fabales, Fabaceae. The transcript is spliced from 2 exons. Gene Ontology annotation, cellular component: endoplasmic reticulum. Bases 367 to 1089 code for a protein of 240 amino acids. Gene Ontology annotation, biological process: ubiquitin-dependent protein catabolic process.